AUGAAAUUAAUAAGGCGACGGCUGGUACUGGGGGCUCUGCUAGGCACAGUUUUCUUGGGACUGCUGGUAUUGCUGGUGGGUCAGCUUCUAGAAUCCUGGACAUCUUCAACGAAUCUGAGGCCUCCAUCCCCAAAGAUCUCUUUGAGGAAGUUUGAGUGGCAGGCUUGGACACCACACCCUUUGGAUCUGAAUUAUCCUUAUCCCUAUCCCUUCUUGAUCAACCAUCCUGACAAGUGUAAGGGUCCUAGAGGAGCCCCUUUCCUGCUCAUGUUAGUGAUGACCCAGCCCCAUGAGGUAGGGGUGCGACAAGUCAUCAGACAAACAUGGGGCAAUGAGACCUUGAUUCCUGGUGUGGUCAUCUGCCGCCUCUUUGUUCUUGGUCUUCCCCGACCCAUCUUUGCUCAAGAAAUUCAGGUUCUCCUAGAAGAGGAGGACAGGGAGUAUGGGGAUCUCCUCCAGGUAGGCUUCCUGGAUACAUAUCGCAACUUGACUCUCAAGGUCCUCAUGGGGCUGGAGUGGAUGGCCCAUUACUGCCCCACUGCCCGCUAUGUACUCAAGGUGGAUAAUGAUGUCUUCUUAAACCCUAGCUUCCUGGUACAUCAGUUGCUACACCCCAAUCAACCCCCUCAGCCAAACUUUAUCACAGGUCACAUCUAUACUGACUCAGAGCCCCAGCGGAGCCUGGAAGACAAGUGGUACAUGCCCCCUGAGCUGUACCCCCAAGAAAAGUAUCCUGUAUACUGUGGGGGCCCAGGCUAUGUGCUGUCUGUCUCUCUGGCCCUUCGGGUUCUGACUGUAGCCCAGAGACUCAAGGCCAUCUACUUGGAGGAUGUGUUUAUUGGAUUGUGCAUCCAGGAGCUAGGAGUACAACCGACACCUGCUCCGCCUGAUACCUUCUUGAUAGUCCGGCAGGAAUAUGAACACUGUGCCUUCCAUCAACUUGCCCUGGUUCACCAGUAUAAGCCACAGGAACUGCUGCAGUUAUGGCCAGACUUCCAGGCAGUCAAUGACACUUGUCCCCAGGAAUGAGUGGUUGACACAUACUCCCUUUCACCUCACCCUGGUCAGACACAGACAAUAGUCACUGACCCGGUUCUUGGAAAUUUUCUGGGCUUUGCCAUGUGGGACAUGUAAUCCCCUGGCUUUGAGUACCAAUUCAGACCCUUCCCCCAGUCAUGCCUACUUGACCUACUCUUCAGCAUUCCCAGAACCUAAUUGAUGGGGACGCCCAGAGUGGGACUUUGGGAUAUCACAACACCCUCAGUGAGUACCCCAGACAAGGUGAUCCAAGUGCAAGGUAUUCUCUGUGUCUAUAUCCACAGCUUACCAGGACUAUAGCUUUAAAUCCUCUCCAAUUAUCUCAUUCAGUUGAAGGAAACAAUUCCAAGCAACGGCAUUUAAUAAAACAAUAGUAAGAAAAUUGGUCAUAAAAUAUUUCCCCCCAAAACUUGAAACUCAUUUAAGGAAGAAGUGUGGAGAAGCAGUUCGUAUAGGGAACAUGAGUGGAAGGGCAAUUCAUCCCUCUAAUGUCAUGGGACAAAUGAUGUCUCUGAUGAUGUCAUCCCACUGCUUCUAUUGGGUCUGCUCCAUGCUGGGCAUCUAUGGGUUCUGUUGUGUGCUGCUUGCUCUUGGCUAGUCAAAUGAUUACUUUGGAUAUAGUUCUCCUAGUCCAAAAGUCCCAGCUUGCUGCUGGUUGGCAUGAUUCCAUUGGGCAUGAGAUUGUGGAGCUUUUGGCCUUAUCUGAAAUUCUCAGCUUGAAUGCUAUCUUUGUUUAUAAGGGGA
Monodelphis domestica (gray short-tailed opossum) is the source of this 1782-nucleotide messenger RNA. RefSeq names its product beta-1,3-galactosyltransferase 2-like. Lineage: Eukaryota; Metazoa; Chordata; Mammalia; Didelphimorphia; Didelphidae. The record is from RefSeq and is a predicted model, not a curated record. Gene Ontology annotation, cellular component: Golgi membrane. Gene Ontology annotation, molecular function: N-acetyl-beta-D-glucosaminide beta-(1,3)-galactosyltransferase activity. Gene Ontology annotation, biological process: protein O-linked glycosylation.